This is a messenger RNA of Frieseomelitta varia, 2940 nucleotides long. RefSeq names its product tRNA-dihydrouridine(16/17) synthase [NAD(P)(+)]-like (gene Dus1). Gene Ontology annotation, cellular component: endoplasmic reticulum; Golgi apparatus. The record is from RefSeq and is a predicted model, not a curated record. The transcript is spliced from 2 exons. The coding region runs from base 349 to 2745 and encodes 798 amino acids. Gene Ontology annotation, biological process: protein targeting to membrane; peptidyl-L-cysteine S-palmitoylation; tRNA processing. Gene Ontology annotation, molecular function: protein-cysteine S-palmitoyltransferase activity; tRNA dihydrouridine synthase activity; flavin adenine dinucleotide binding. NCBI's taxonomy places the organism in Eukaryota, Metazoa, Arthropoda, Insecta, Hymenoptera, Apidae.
GAUAAGUGAAUGAGAAUGAGAACGAGAAGGAGAACGAGAACGAGAAGAAGAACGAGAACGAGAAGGCAUGUGUCACGAAAAGGAAUCGGAGAAACGGCGCAAGGUGAGUGAAGAGUAAGAAAAAUAAACGACGAAAGAAUGAAAAAUAAAAAGAAAUAGAGAGAAAGAUCUCUGUCGAGAAGAAGAAUGUGGUUAUCUUUGUCGCUGGCUUGAAAGACGAGAGAGUGUAGAGGACGACGAGAACGAUGACAACGAGGAAAGGAGAGUGACAGAGAGAGAGAGAGAGAGAGAGUGACACGAGGAUAAUGUUCAGCGGCGGAUGGGAAUGAAAGACGACCUCGUUGCGGUAUGCGAAACGAAAGAAACGGAAAUUCGAGGGAUAUUUUACGGAGAUGGUGCUCGGGGCAGAGCAACGCGCUCGUGAUACCGGAACGUCGAAAGUUUAGACGCGUGCAUGGACUUCAGUUGCCGUUGCAUCCCCAACAAGUGACCGGCUGGAUCGUAAUCUUGAUCAUCGUGGUGAACACGUUCGCGAUACUGACGCCACUCCUCGAGCCGAAUCUACGCCCAACGUUCUCGAUCGUGAUCGCUGCUGUCUUUCUAACGCACAUUUGCUCCCACUUGACGGUGCUUCUGUUGGACCCGGCGGACCCGCGGGUCAGGUCUCAGCCGACGAACAAAGUUCUGCCGGAAUUCGACCGACGGAAACACUCGCACGUGAUCGAGAACGGCAGAUGCCACCUUUGCAACAUAACCGCCGAGAGCAAGAGAACCAAGCACUGUUCGAUCUGCAACAAAUGCAUCGUCCGAUUCGACCACCAUUGCAAAUGGCUCAACAACUGUAUCGGGGCUAGAAAUUACCGUGCUUUCCUAGUCUGUUUGAUCUCCGCUAUCUUGGCGAGCCUGUUCGUUGCCGGCCUCUCCGCCACAGAGCUGUCCUUCUCCCUGUUCACCGACCGAUUCGCCAGUCCAAGCAUGGAGAACAACACCACCGAUCCCGUAAUGCCGUUUAUCGCCCCUGCCUCGGACACCACUCUCAUAAUCGCCAUUUCCGCCAUUGGCAUCCUCUCGGCGAUCGUGGCGAUACUCUUGCUUCACUUGUGCUUCUUUCACGGUUACAUCGCCUGCCUCGGGCUGACCACCUACGAGUACGUGCGGAACAAGAGGGAGAAGAACUCGGUGGCUGCCGCGGUGGCGAUCGCUGCAGCUGCGACAGCUGCCGCGGCUGCAGCCGCCGCCGCUGCCUCCACCGCUUCCGGCACCGCCACCUCAGCUGCAACGACCACCGCUGCGACCGGCGAUCCCACCACCACCUCCUCCGCCUCCUCCUCCGUCGCUGCUACGACCACCGUAACCACGGUUACCGAGAACGCUUCGACGCAACAGAUCACCAUCCAGCAGAUAGUCCCCGACAGUUCGAGGCUGCGAUACGGUUUCUGCGAGUUCAUCUCCUCCCAUCGUUCCUUCGCGUCCUCGCGUUCCUCGCGUUCCUCGCGUUCCUCGCGUUCCUCGCGUUCCUCGCGUUCCUCGCCCUUCGCCAACGACGCGAAUUUGCUGUACUCGCGCCGCGGUACCAACGAAUGCACCGACGAACGAAUCGAGUCCCUCGAGGGCAAGCCGAAAGUCAGCCAAGCACCUUCCACUCGAUCCCCCUUCUCCCGUCGGAAGAACGAGAGAGAGAAACGGAACUUUCGGCUGUGUUUCUCAACGUACGAACUCGAACCGUCGCGACUCGACAACCACAGUGAAACCACCACCGCGUCUACCGGCGGCGAGAUUUCGACAGACACGGACGUGUCAGUGACGACGGACGUUUCUCGAAAUUGGAACGCCGCUACUACCGCCGAUCUGUCCACGCCGUCGCCAGUGUUCUGUUGCUUCGCCACGCUCAAUUCCGCGUUGACCAUGCACUGUUGCGUGACAAACGGCAGACCGGGCGUCCACGAGGCUCCCGUCGAGUCGAAGAAACGACCCAGCUGCGACGACACGUCCGAUCGGGUCGUACGCGCGUCGGCAAACUCCUGCGAGACCGUCGAGAGAAUCGGCAGGUUUCUUCGAACGUAUCUGAGCAAAGGCAAAAGGAGAAGAAGGUGCAAGAAGAAAAGAAAGGGUCGACAGCAGUCGUUCGACGUGACAGGCAGCACGUUGCAGAUAGCAAAGUCCAAGGGACUCGACAGCGCCGAUUUCGAUCGGAAUCGAACGACCAUCGAGGACACGGUGGCGGUGGUGUCGUCCUCGCAACUCGCAGCCACAGUCACAGACACAGACACAGACUCUUCGCCACAUACUGGCGUUCCUUUGCCGAUCAACACAAUGGCGACGACAGCAACAGCGGCACCGCCGUCAUCGCGAUCUUACUUGAAACCUUCCGCGCUGCAUCGUUCGUCGUUAAUCACAGAGUUCAAUCUGUUGGACACGCAGCAGAAUCGGAGCCUGCUCCGGUCGCAGAAAACACUCGGCCCGUCGACCUACAGGAGACCGAGUACGCACUUUUUCCUCCGAAGGGGACAAAAGGCGAAAAUAAAUUCGCAGAUAAUAACGCAGUCUAUCAAGCUCUCUCCUAUUUUGGAGUCGGAAUUAUCGAAACCCGUGACGCCACGAUCCACCCAUUCUUCUCUGUCGUCGUACUCUGGCCUCUCUAACCGUUCAAUUUGUUCGACGUCGUCUUCGUCGUCGUCGUCUUCGCAAGUCGCUCGCGACUCGUUGCCUUUCCACGAGAAAUGCGAGAUCCAUCGUAUCGAAUGACUGUUCCGACCGUUUUCCUCGUCACUGCAUCGCGCUUAAAACGCGAUCAGCCGGUAAACUGUAAACGAUCGUUGCGUUCCUUUUUCUUGGCAAACUGAAACGUGAAGGGAGAAAAAGAAAAAAAAAAAAAAAAAGAAAAAAAAAUCGGUGGAGAAAAGGGUGAAUAAACCGGAGGGAAUAGUUGUACGAAGAGAG